Spinacia oleracea (spinach) is the source of this 1335-nucleotide messenger RNA. Its product is annotated as tetraspanin-3-like. The record is from RefSeq and is a predicted model, not a curated record. Gene Ontology annotation, biological process: auxin-activated signaling pathway. The transcript is spliced from 2 exons. Gene Ontology annotation, cellular component: membrane. NCBI's taxonomy places the organism in Eukaryota, Viridiplantae, Streptophyta, Magnoliopsida, Caryophyllales, Amaranthaceae. The coding region runs from base 225 to 1082 and encodes 285 amino acids.
CCGCGCAUCUAGCACUACUGACUACCAUAUAUAGACAACAAACCAACACUUCCAACCAUCUUCAUAUAUUAAUACAACACUCCACAUAAUUUUGUUUAAAAAGAAAAAAAAAGUAUUUCAAAAAUUCAAACACCUUUAACCCCCUCCAAAAGCAACUUUUACAGUAUCAUAUACUCCCUCCUCUACAAUUUCAAGAACGACCCUGACAAAAAAAAUAAAAAAAAAUGAGAGCGAGCAACCAUCUAACUGGAGUAGUAAACUUCUUAACAUUCCUGCUCUCAAUCCCAAUCUUAGCAGGCGGAAUAUGGCUAAACAGCAAAGCCAACUCAACCGACUGUAUGCAAUUCCUUCAAUGGCCGUUGAUCGUAAUCGGUGUCUCUUUAAUGGUCGUUUCUUUAGCUGGUUUUGCUGGUUCUUGCUAUAGAAACACCUUCCUCAUGUACCUUUACAUGUGGGCCAUGUUUUUCAUCAUCGCCGCUUUAAUCGGAUUUGUCGUCUUCGCUUAUGCCGUUACAGAUAAAGGCUCGGGUCGACCCGUCUUAAACCGAGCUUAUUUGGAGUAUAAUUUGGAGGAUUAUUCGGGUUGGCUUGAGAAGAAGGUUUCGGAUCCGGGUUAUUGGGCGAAGCUAAGUUCAUGUAUUAGGGAUUCUAGGGUUUGUGGUAAGAUGCGUCGGACUGUUCAUGGUGUUCCUGAAACUUCUGAUAGGUUCUUCUCUAGGAAGCUCAAUCCUAUUGAGUCGGGAUGUUGCAAGCCGCCAACAGAUUGUGGUUUUGGGUAUGUGAAUGAAACCUUAUGGGGACCAGGAGGUGGGUUAGUAGGAAACAGCCCAGACUGUCAAAGAUGGAGCAACGAUCAACGGCAGUUAUGCUACGACUGCGACUCCUGCAAGGCUGGUGUGCUCGCAAGCCUGAAGCGCAGCUGGAGGAAGGUGUCUGUGAUCAAUAUCAUCGUUCUAAUACUCCUCGUUAUCUUCUAUGUUAUUGCUUAUGCAGCUCUUCGAAACAACAAGAGAAUGGACAAUGACGAGUCGUAUGGCGAAACUAGGAUGACCAAGUCACACCCUACUGCAAUGCAUUUUUAAUUUAAAUCCAUUGAUCAUAUCGAUCUGUUAUUCACAGAAAAUGUGGUGUGGUGUAUGUACGUUCUCCAUGGCUUCAUAUUUGGCGAAUGUCAUUUUGUUUAUUUCUCAAGGCUUUUUGUAUGGAGGGAUUGGUUUGGCGUAUAAAAUGUACAAGCUAGGGAUGUGCUUUAUUAUGAUAAUAUGUAACAAAUUCUGGAUCUUCAAACUCUGUAUCAACUUUGUAUCCAAUAUCAAAUAGCUUCAAUUUGUAGAA